This is a messenger RNA of Archocentrus centrarchus (flier cichlid), 2952 nucleotides long. It is a transcript of the gene chpf2, whose product is annotated as chondroitin polymerizing factor 2. The record is from RefSeq and is a predicted model, not a curated record. The coding region runs from base 171 to 2471 and encodes 766 amino acids. Gene Ontology annotation, molecular function: glucuronosyl-N-acetylgalactosaminyl-proteoglycan 4-beta-N-acetylgalactosaminyltransferase activity. The transcript has 5 exons. Gene Ontology annotation, cellular component: Golgi cisterna membrane. Lineage: Eukaryota; Metazoa; Chordata; Actinopteri; Cichliformes; Cichlidae.
CAGACGGACCAUAUAUGGUCAAGGAGGGCGGUGAGGAUACAAGUUCCCUCCUCUUCUCUUGGGACUGCAGUAAAAAUGUCCUUUUACCCAUCAGCCGAAGACUAAUUUAACUACUAAAUAAGCCGAAUUAUAUAUUUACACAGCCAAAGUGUAGCGUAUAACUGCCAGACAUGCGUCUCUCCUCGUUUUUGGCCCUGUUCAGGCCUGCUUUACCCCUCAUCCUGGGGCUGUCUCUGGGGUGCAGUCUGAGCCUUUUGAUGGUGUCCUGGACCCAAGGAGACUCGGAGGAUUUCUGUGGAGAUGAGCUCGGGAAUGGCAGGGGCUUCCCGGGUGGGGGAGAGGGCCAUGGAAAUCCAAGAGAUGGAGCUGCAGAUACAGAUAUCCAGCCACGCAUAGUGCCCUAUCACAAGGACCCAAACAAGUCGCACAAGAAGGUCCUAAGAACUCGAUACAUCCACACUGAACUGGGCAUCAGAGAGCGACUCCUGGUGGGUGUGCUCACCUCUCGGGCCACCCUCAACACGCUGGCUGUGGCGGUGAACCGCACAGUUGCCCACCACUUCCACCGCACCUUUUUUUUCACAGGUCUGCGCAGCCCCAAGAUUCCUCACGGCAUGACGGUGGUGGCCCACGGAGACGAUCGCCCAGUGUGGCUGAUGUACGAGACGGUGCGCCACCUCCAUCAGCACUACGGCUCGGAAUAUGACUGGUUCCUCUUAGCCCAGGAUGACACGUACAUGCAGGCAGAUCGGCUGUCGGAGCUGGUGGGCCACCUCAGUGCAGGUCAGGACUUGUAUAUGGGCAGAGCAGAGGAGUUCAUCGGUGGUGAGGAGAAGGCACGUUACUGCCAUGGAGGCUACGGCUACCUGCUGUCCCGUAGCCUGCUAGCCCGUCUGCAGCCCCAUCUCGACACCUGCCGCAAUGACAUCCUCAGUGUGAGGCCUGAUGAGUGGCUGGGCCGCUGCAUUAUCGACUACCUGGGUAUGAGUUGUGUGGAGGUGCACCAGGAGAUGACCUACCGUUACUUUGAGCUUGGGAAAAAUGCAGACCCGGAGCGUGAAGACAGCCCAGAGUUUAAAAAUGCCUUCACGGUUCAUCCUGUGUCUGACCCGAAUCUCAUGUACCGGCUGCACAAACGCUUCAGCCACAUUGAGCUAGAAUGGACUUACCUGCAGAUCCAGCAGUUGCAGAUGCAGAUCAACAACCUGAGUGACCUGACACCAGAAGGCAAGGCUGGGGUCACAUGGCCGAUAGGAGUCAACCCCCCCUUCAAACCCAGGACCCGUUUUGAGGUCAUAAACUGGGAAUACUUCACAGAAGAGCACAUCUACUCCUGCGUCGACGGCUCCCCCAAGUGUGAGUUGAGAGGGGUCAACCGUGCCGAUGUCACUGCAAUUGUAGAGAUUGCGGUCGAACGUCUCAACGAGCGCUACCAGCCGCAGCUACGCUUCCGCAAGAGGCGCCUACUUAACGGGUACCGGCGCUUUGAUCCCACGCGUGGUAUGGAGUACAUACUGGACCUCGCGCUGGAGGCCUACACCCAGAAGGGCCACAGUCAGGUUAUUGCCAAACGAGUCAACCUGCUACGACCUCUGAGUGCAGUUGAGAUUAUCCCCAUGCCUUAUGUGACGGAGGCAACGCGGGUGCAGGUCAUCCUGCCUGUCACCGCCCAGGACCAGGACUAUGUUGGGAACUUUCUCGACAUGUAUGUGAUGAACACUCUGGACACCCAUGACAAUGUUUUACUCACAUUCUUGUUCAUUUAUGAUCCAUUUGAUGCACAGCGAGUCAGCCAGACCGAUGUGUUUGCUGGCAUCAAGGCUAUGAUCGGUGAAGUGGAGAAACGCUAUGGAGACGUAAAGAUCCCCUGGAUCAGCGUGAAGACCGAGGUGCCCUCACAGGUCAAGCUGAUGGACAUCAUCUCCAAGAAGCACCCAGUGGACACGCUGUUCUUCCUGGCCAGCGUUUGGACAGAAGUCAACGCUGACUUCCUGAACCGCUGCAGAAUGAACGCCAUCAGCAGCUGGCAGGUCUUCUUCCCCAUCCACUUCCAAGAGUUCAACCCUGCCGUCCUCUACCGCGACCAGCAGCCCUCUGCUGCCUCCUCCUCUUCCUCUUCUGCUUCUGAGUCGCUGCGAGACGGCCACUUUGACCGGCACGUCUUUGACGAGGCUUGCUUUUACAACGCAGACUACAUGACCGCACGGACCAAGAUGGCUGCCGACAUCCUGGACAACGAGGAGCUCCUGGAAAGCAUGGACGUGUACGACAUCUUUGUCCGUUACUCGGGCCUACACGUGUUCAGAGCUGUAGAGCCGGCGCUGAUUCAGAAAUACGUGCGGCGAAUGUGCAAUCCCCGCUUCAGUGAGGACAUCUACCACCGCUGCGUUCUCAGCAACCUGGAGGGUCUGGGGUCACGCUCGCAUCUAGCAAUGGCUCUGUUUGAGCAAGAGCAGGCCAACAGCACAUAGAGGACUGGACUGAAGGAUGCUGAAGGUGAUGGGUUUUUUUUUUUUUUUUAAAGUGAUACUUCUUGCAUCCACACACUGAAAUUCUCACCCCUGUACAGGGUGGAAAGAGGUCAGCAGGGGCUAAAAAAAAAGACUGUUUUGCUAGAGGACACUUCAGAAAAAUCUGUGUGUACCUUCAAAGCUGACUUGUCUAGACUUGAUGAAUUGUGAGUCAUGGAGGCGUCAUUUUGAGGAAGUGUUACUUGUAUUCCUCUUGAGCAACAAUAUUUAUAGCCUUUUUUUAAAAAAAACAAAAGAAAUCUAUGAGGUUGUGCAUUGAAGUAAUAAAUGAACAAAAGCCUUCAUUGUUAAAAAUGAAUAAGAAAAAAAAACUUGAGCCAUAAGUCUUCCUUUUGUGAGGAUGUUUUAAGUAAUACUGGAAACAAGCUGCCUUUUCUUGAAACUGUGUUCUCUUUAAGAGAUAUUAAAGAGUGAUAUUUCU